Messenger RNA from Ictalurus punctatus (channel catfish), 5660 nucleotides. It is a transcript of the gene fkbp15a, whose product is annotated as FKBP prolyl isomerase family member 15a. The transcript has 26 exons. The record is from RefSeq and is a predicted model, not a curated record. The coding region runs from base 1466 to 4216 and encodes 916 amino acids. Gene Ontology annotation, molecular function: peptidyl-prolyl cis-trans isomerase activity. NCBI's taxonomy places the organism in Eukaryota, Metazoa, Chordata, Actinopteri, Siluriformes, Ictaluridae. Gene Ontology annotation, cellular component: growth cone.
UUCUGAGCCCUUGGAGAUGGAAAUCCUCUGGAUUGAUUUAUCAAUCAGAAGGAAUAUUGGUUGAAAGCUUUUUUUAGGACUACAGGAACAGGGAUGAAGCCUGGCAGCAUGAUUGAGUUUUGGAGGCCAAGUGGUGCUGUGUUCUCGUUGCUGUUAAUCUAGUUUGGUUUGUUGAGCGCUCUUGUUACUCUUAUAGUUAAUCAUUCAGAGAAGUUCCUUGGUGUUAUUUUGAUGCAAAUACAUUUUUCUUUUUUCCAUUUUCCCCCCUCAUUUGAAACGUAAAAAUCGAACUAGUUGAAGCUCAUUAGACCUGAGUUAGGUUAGGAGUUUCUGUUCUUGUCAAACUAAUGUAAAGUAGGGGCAGUACAUUUCUCUCCUUUCAGAAUUUCUGCGGCUGCAGAAAUGAACAAAAAAAAAAAUCAAGGAAACUGCAAUAUUUGGAAGAGCUUGCAAUUUUUUUUUUUUAAAUUACCGCAGAUUUGGGCCAAGAUGUGUGAUGCCAUCACAAUGCAAAUUCAGCCAGAGCCCUCUUUGAUUCACGUGUGUCAAACAGAAGUACAGCUAAAAGGUCUCAUUUACCAACAAACAUGACUGUGAAAGGAUGUGCAAAACAAUUUUGUGCAGUUGCAAUUUUGCCAAUUCAAGUAGUUUUCCGUUUAAAAGAAAAAAAAAGGCAUAAAAAAAGUUGCAUUGCAAACUUUGAAAAAAAGCUGCAGCAAAAUCGGACAUUUUAGGCCACAACAGCGAAAUCCUGUAUGGAAUGACAUUUAUGAAGUUAUAUUUCAUGAUAUCAAAAGGUCAGUUUUAACAUCUUAAUAUCCAGGGAAAUGUAUAUCUAUCACAGCAUUAUUAACUAGACUCACUUUUAAUAACAUUGCUGUUGCUGUCUCUGUACUUUAAAUCAUCAGCGCAGUUCAGUCAAGGAAAUCAGCAUUAUCUAUAUAUUUUUUUAAAAAAAGAGAUUUUUACUGAAAAAUUUUUACUUUAAGUGAAGCAGCGUGUUGUCCAGGUCAUGCUGAAAACAAACCUUGUGAUUAUGUGGUUACUAAGUGUGAUCUCACCAUUCAAGGAUGGCUUCUAUUGAUGUAUUAUUAUGAUCUGCUUGACUUCUUGCAUUUGAAAAGCAUUUACGUCGUGUUUUUCAAGCCAAUCUCUGCGUACUGCGUCUAUAGAGUAUGUGCGAUCAACACAAACAUUUUGCUACAUUCCCCUGCGCCGAGAAAAAUACAGAAACCCAAUGUACCCCAAAAUGAGUUAUAAUUGAAGGUAAGGGAAGUUAUUGAGGUGUAAAAAAAAAAAAAAAAAAAAUUAUGCAAAACACAUUUUUUUGGAGAAUUAUUUGAUGAAUUAUUAAGUGGAAGCUAUUCGAUUGGUAUAAUUAAACUCCGUUUAAGCUUGUUUGUAUAAUUCGUCUUUUCAGAGCUAGGGCUACUUUUUCCUAGGGAGUAAUGGGAGUUGUGUGGGAAUGAUCAGAUGUCAGUAUUGCAAACCAUCCAAGAAAGGGGCAAAGCUGGCCUCUCUUUUCGGUCUGUGUCAAGCUGAGAAUGAAGGAAAUGAGUCUUUCAAGUUCACCGCCCCCAAGCAGCCCAAAAAAGUCCCCUCUGCUCUUGGUCCACCUCCUCAGAAACAAGCCCCUCUUUCACCAGCUCCAGCCGUCUUAUUGGCUGUUGCUGUCCAUGCGUUUCACUUUGUGAACGGACAAUACGCUAAGCGUGGCAAGUUGGGCGCGGCCAUCCUGGGAAACCAUGUGAACAAAGAGUAUAAAGUCCUGCUUUAUGGCAGUCAACAGAAACAAAUCACUACAGCACGAAUCCACCAUGGAUUUGUCCUCACGGUUCAGCCUGGUAACUACACUGCCUUCUAUGAUGAUCAGCGGCAGAGCUGGUCUCUGAGGUUUGACUCGGAGGAAGCUAGAAUAAAUUUCUGUAAAGAGGUGUGUGUGGCCAGGUGGAACAGUCAGACCUGCAGGGACACUCUGCUGACUCAGGACUUGGUCCAUGGAGAAGGACAGACCGUCAGCAUGGGGGACACAGUGGAGGUGGCCUUGUCUUGCUGGCUGCUUCAGAAUCAUGUUGUGGGACAGAUAUUUGAUUCCAGUUCAUGCAAAGACGAGCUCCAGCGAGUGAGCCUAGGCUCUGACACGGCUCUGAUGGGAUGGGAAAAGGGGAUGUUAGGGAUGCAGACAGGAGGUCGGCGUCUCAUAAUUGUUCCCCCCAGCAUGGGCUACGGGUCAAAAGGCUUUCCAAACCGUGUACCACCCUCCAGCACACGAGUGAUUGCUGUGGAGGUUCAUCAGGUUAAUCUCUCCAAAGGUGCAGACUGCCAUGCUGCAGGAUCAACAGACAGCAACAAGUCUUUAGUCUCUGGUCUAGACAGAGUAAAUAUUGAGAGUUCAGUCCAGUCUGCUUUGGGCUGCUCUGACCAAGGAGAUCAAGCACCGUGGGUUCAGUGCAGAACUCCACAUGAACUUCCAAAGCUUCCAGAUGCAGAUAAAGCCAGGCUAAUCUCCCGUAUGGCUAAAAUGGGCCAGCCCACGUUGCCUUUCCUGAAAGUACCAACUCACCCAAGUGACUCUGUGAUGGUGGAAAGCAGAGAGUCUGCAUCAGUGUGUGGGUCGCCAGCCCAAGCUGCUUCUGCGUCACUACUGCCUGCAGAAACUGCUUCCUCGAGAUCAUCAUCCGCUGUCUCCUCAAAACCUGCAGCUGUCCAGCACCCAGAGGCAGUGAAUACAUGCACGGCUCAGGAGGUGCAUGUCUGCUCAGAUCGAGCUUUCCAGCUGCAACCUCUGACGUUAACCUUUCCACCCCAGCACACAUCAUACCUGAAUGACGUUGGCUCCUUCAUGAUAACUGAGGCGCGGCUGCAUAAUACUGAAAUCCGGUUAGCUGUUGCAAGAGUGACUGAUAAAGUUGACUACUUGGCUUCUAAGGUGGAUGAACUACGUAUGCAUGGUAUCUCCUCUUUUGCUCUGUCCAGUGGCUCUCUGGAAACAUCCAUGAUCUUGCACAACAUACAGAGAAUUAUUCAGGAAAAUGAAAUUCUGAAGAAGGAGGUUCUAGAGAAGGGCUCUAGAGUACAGGAGCAGGACUGUAAAUUAGGAGAGCCCAUUGAAGAGAGGUGUAUGGAGAAAAGCAGCUUGCUGCUGGAACAGACAAAUGACGUUCUUCAGAGCAGCAGUCAUCAUGCCAGGCUUCUACAAGCUGAACAGGAGAAGGUACGUUUGGCUGAAGAGUUGGACGCAUCCUCUUCUCAUGUGUGUACGCUGCAGCAGGAAGUAGACAGUCUCCAGCAGAGGUUGACAGAGCUACAAGCCGAGCUCAGUGCCGUCGUGCAGGACAACCAGAGCCGCUGUGCUCGGAUCAGUUCUCUGGAGUCUAAGGUGGAAGAGAUGAAGGAGGAGGUUGCACAGUCUCAGCAGCAGUGGAGAGAAGAGAAAUACAAGUGCAGAAAGAUGGAACGGACAAGGACAAUCAUGGAGGAGGAGAUCCAAGACCUGAGGGCAGAGAACGAGAGCCUUAACCAGCUGCUGUCAGACAGGAAGAGGAAGUGGCAGCAGGAACGGGAGUGCUUUCUAUUGGAGCAGGAGAAGCAGCGCAGCAGCAGUGAUCAAGAACGGCACCAGCUCAGGGAAGCCAGAUUCCAGGCUGGAACACACAGCAGACCACAGAUUGAGCUAGAGUGGCAGGAGAGGUGUGAUGCAGCACUGAAGGAGCAGAAAUUAAAACUAGAAGAAGUGAUUACUCUGCUACAAAAACAGAAUGCAAAGUUACAGAAGGAACUAGAGAGAGAAAGACAGCAACUUGAGUCCCAGCUGGCUGUACAGGUGAAAUGGGUGAUGAACGGGCUGUUCCACUCUCUGAGGGCAGAGUUUGAUCGGCACGAGUCUUAUUCUGGUGAAUCUGUCCUACAGAUAGUCCUCAGUACCAUCAAGUGUGUGACUAUGCGGUUCCUUAAGGAGCUCAAGUCUGAGGAGGAGGAAGAGGAGGAGUAUAUCUCUGCAGAGGAGAGACUUGGUGGAAGAAUGGAAGAACAUGGAAUAAAAAGUGAGGAAAUGGAAAGCCCCCAGAGCCUGGACACCUAUAUUACAGCAUAUGAAACCAACAGUCUAGAAGCUUCUGAAGUGAGCACUGCUGCUUCAUUCGCUUCGGAUGUAGACACGCAGCCAUUGACCUCACCGAGUGAAGGCUUUGAAAAUGAGAUCCGAGGUCAAUCAUAACUGGAGAGAUAAAAUGUAAAAAAAAAUUCCAGUAAUCGGAACCUGCACUAAUUCACUCUGACCGUUCCAACAAGGCAAACAGAGGUGUUGUAGGUCAAACUCCAGCCUGUUUACACACACUGGAUCAACUUGUUGCUUAUUUACCAGAUUAGUAGUGCCUAACAGGAAAAUAACCAAAUGUGUUCCAGCACUGGUCUGGAGCAACACCCUAAAACUAGCAGGGUGGCUUUAUCUAAUUUUGAGCUACUACCACCAUGAUUUUGGACUAAUGAAUGACUUUCUAUGCUGGAAUAAUUACAGAGUUUUAAAUAUUAUAUUGCAUAGGUUAAACUUAUAUGAACGGAUUUAAAUGUUGGCAUAUAGCUGUUUUUCAUUUCUUUGACUUGAAUCUAAAAGAGCUUUUCUUUUUCCUUUUCUUUUUUUUAAAAAUGUAAUGAAGCAGUAGCUAUAGCAAGACAAGAAUGUAAUAUGCAAUUUACUGUUGUAUUUGUUAAAUAAAAGAUUAGUUUAAUAACAUUUUAGAUAUAAUAAGUAACUUGGGGUUCAGUGUCUUGCCCAAGGACACUUCGGUAGGUGGAGUCGUGUGGGCCGGGAAUCGAACCACCAACCCUACGAUUAGUGGACAACCCGCUCUACCACCUGAACCACAGCCGCCAAAAUAUACUGUAACAUAAAUACUGCAAGUUGGGUUUAUUUAGAAUAUUCCUAAUACUAUUUAAUAUACUGGUUCAUGCUAAAACGUAAUGCAAAUCCACAAAAACUGCAUGACAUCUAUCAGAAUUUCAAAGUUACGUAAAUCAUUAUUUAUAUAUAAAUAAUAAUUCUUCUUAGUCUGUUGAAGUUUCAAAAUGACUUUCACAUUCAAGGUAAAAACAUGUACAGUAUGUUGUACAGGAAUUACAUAGACUUGGUCUUAUGCAAGCGCUUUUAAUGUUUUCACAAAUAAUGAUGUAUUAGUCAGUUUUAAUGAGAAGGAAUACUGUAUAUAAUCGCUGCUGAUUUUGCUUUUGCUACAUGAGUCUCUAUCUCUCUGCAGGUCUGAUUAACAGAAUGUGUUAGCCUUAGAUAAGCUUUCUUAUUCAGGAUUAUGGAACAUUUCACAAUAAGGGUUAGAACCACAUACAGGGAUACAUGUAUGACAGCAAUAUUCAGUAGUGCAUAAACACAACUGAGUGCCUUGGGAACAGAUUUUUAUAUUUAAAAUGAUUGACAAUGCUUAUACAGUACUGUGCGAAAGUCUUGGGCCUCCUGAGAAAUGCAAUGCAUGUUUUAUCAAGUCUCCACCAUACAUCACUACAAUCAAUAGAAAAGAACAAUACAUUAAUUACUACAACAAAAAUAAAAUGUUUGUGACCUUUUGGUAGAAUGGCAUGUUCUUCCCUCUAAGUCUAUGACUGCUGCUUUUCCCAGUCUCACACAGCAGUACUUAUACUCAGCUCAGUGG